AUGGUUGUAGAGGCAACAGAAUUGCCUGAAGGACGUCAGCUUAUCGACAAGCUAUCUUUUGAGGCUUUUAAGUCUGGCUCUGAAGUUGAGGUGAAACAAUAUUUGUUUGGGUAUAGGAGAAGAGACAAUGAUCUCUACCAAUUCAUUGAAAAAAUAUUCUACCAUCCUCUGUUUAAGUCCAUUAUGAUCAGCACCAUCACGCUCAAUGCAAUCUUUUUGGCGAUAGAAACGGAUUAUAAAGCUCGCUAUGAGUCCCAUUUCUUCCUGGAGGUAUCGGAUCUGAUUAUUCUGGCCAUCUAUUCAGCAGAGUUUCUGAUGAACCUUUAUCUGGACCCCAUAAAUUACUGGAAGGAUGGUUAUAAACAGUAUGAUUUUGCUGUCCUCCUCAUUGCUUACCUCCCAUACACCAUCGACAGAAGCAACCCCAAAAUGCACCAUGUGGCCACUGUGCUGAAAGGCUUCCAGGCAUUCCGGGUUCUCAAACUGAUCUACUACAGUCCAGGCAUGACAAUUCUGAUGGCAGCUUUGGCCAAGACUAUGAAGAACGUCAUCAAUGUGCUUGUCUUGUUGUUCUUGUUAAUAUUUAUCUUUGCAAUUUUGGGCCACGGUUUGUACAGAGACCCUGAGAAUGGAGACCCUCAGAACUGGGGCACUUUAGCAGCUGCCUUCUUCACUCUCUUCAGCUUAGUAACGGUUGAUGGCUGGACAGACUUGCAGGAGGAACUGGAUAACAAACAAAUUGUUACAAGCCGGACAUUCACAAUAGUGUUCAUUCUGCUGGGAUUUUUUGUGUUUUUCAACAUGUUUAUUGGAGUUGUCAUUAUGGAAAUUCAGCAUUCAACAGAGCAAUAUGAGCAGAAGCUGAAAACGGAGAGGAAGGCUGCUCUGCUUGCCAAGAAGCAGGCCAUCUUAAAGAGGCAACAAGAAGAAUUAAAAGAAUUGCUCCUUCAGCAGAAAUCGACUGAAUAUCAAACUUUUGAUGAACUGGUGGAAGACUUUAAAAAAACCCUGCUCCAUUCAGAUCCCGUGAUCUUAGAAGAAUUCUGUGCCAGCUUGCCAUUCAUUGAUCUUUAUUUGACAUCUCUGGACCGCCAAGAUGCCACAGUAUAUAAGCUGCAAGAGCUCUAUUACGAAAUCGUUGCCACUUUGACAACCCUGCUGCAGGAAUCGCAACAAAGGUCUUUACAAUCCUUGCAGUCUUUCAGGGCCAAAUCUGGGUCAUCCAUUAUUUUGAAUAAAAACAAGAGUUUCAUUUAUUUAAAAGAGUGGAGGUGA
Molecule: messenger RNA, 1275 nt
Organism: Varanus komodoensis (Komodo dragon)
Lineage: Eukaryota; Metazoa; Chordata; Lepidosauria; Squamata; Varanidae
Gene: CATSPER3
Product: cation channel sperm associated 3
Exons: 8
Coding region: 1-1275 (424 amino acids)
Biological process (GO): transmembrane transport; monoatomic ion transport
Cellular component (GO): membrane
Molecular function (GO): monoatomic ion channel activity
Source: RefSeq, a predicted model, not a curated record